AUGACGCAGAUGCUCAGAUGCAAAGUGGCGGACUUCGUGUCUGUGUUGCCGGUGCCGCCCCAGACGGAGAGGCGCCGCGGUGUGCUUCGCUUCGUAGGAACCACGGACUUUGCCCCUGGCUUGUGGGCGGGUAUAGAGUUGUUUGGCGCCGUCGGCCGUAAUGAUGGCAGCGUGAUGGGGAAGUCAUAUUUUUCGUGUCCGGCAGGACAGGGGGUGUUUGUUCGCCUGGAACUUGUCGUACCGUACACACCAGAGGCAGAAGGACACGUUGGCACGCCGCAUGAGACCGUUACAUCAAUGGCGGUGGUGGAAAAACUGCGCACGGAAAUGACGCGGCUGCAUGAGAAGUUGCAGCAAAGAGAAUUGGCGCUGCGGAAGGCGGAGGAGGGCCUUCGCAGCGUCAUUGCACUGCAUGAUGCGAAAACUGCGGAGCUGCAAAGAGAACGGGAAGAGAAGUCGCAGAUAGUGAUGGCGAUGACAGGCAAACAGUACAACGCGGCUGCGACGCAGACGGAAGAGGGGGGAGAAACAGAUGGUGAAAUUCACCAGUUGCAGCAGCAGUGUGCUGACCUAAGGGAUCUCUGUGAGCUUCAGGAGGAGGAGAUUAACCGGCAGAGAGAGCACGCUGACGACCUUGCUCAAAUUGUGGAGGAGGUGCGCCGCGAGCAGGAGGAGGAACGUGUGCGGAUGGAGGAGAAAAUCCGGUCUCUAGAAGAAGAGGUCACACACCAGCAACAGGUCGCCUCCGAACUCAGGCAAGCAGCUGAAGAGUCUGAUAAAGCUGAUAUGGAAAACAUGCAUCUGCAGGUUUUUGAGCAGCAACAGGAGAAGGAGGCGCUGCGACUUCUUAAGGAGCGGUACGAACAGCUUCAUGCUGAACGGGAGAAGGAGCGUCGCGCGGAGGAGGCAAGGAGGAAGCAGACAACGGCUGAGUACGAGGAGGCCCUCACACAGCAACGAGAGCAUAAGACUCGGCUUCUUAACCAAAUUCAGCAACUGCAGCAAGAGAUUAAAGACAUGCGUCUUAGUCGCGAGCGUGAACGGGUGUUGCAGGUGCCUCUGAGCGCGCUGGAACGGGAAGAAUACGAAUCCCAGCUAAAUAGACUGAGGUGGGAACUCAUGGAAAACUACGGGGAAAUGUUUGCUAAGCGCUAUGACCACUUUUUGGCACCUGUUUUCAAUUGGAAGUCGCCGGCGGACGUGAUGGGGGCAAUGAGCGAGAUGAUUUUGUCGUCAGGAGGAGUUUUACCGUUUACAACGCCGGAGAAGUGUCGGCACUCUCGCAUGAAACUCUUCCAUAUGCACCCACAACGCUGA
Trypanosoma rangeli is the source of this 1317-nucleotide messenger RNA. RefSeq lists its product as uncharacterized. The coding region runs from base 1 to 1317 and encodes 438 amino acids. NCBI's taxonomy places the organism in Eukaryota, Euglenozoa, Kinetoplastea, Trypanosomatida, Trypanosomatidae. The transcript has a single exon. The record is from RefSeq and is a predicted model, not a curated record.